Nicotiana tabacum (common tobacco) is the source of this 960-nucleotide messenger RNA. RefSeq lists its product as uncharacterized. Lineage: Eukaryota; Viridiplantae; Streptophyta; Magnoliopsida; Solanales; Solanaceae. The record is from RefSeq and is a predicted model, not a curated record.
AUGGGUCCUGCAUGUCGAGAUUCUCGUUCAAAACAAGAAAACUUACAAUAUGAAUCAAGGUCAAGGCAAAAAGAUGCGGAUUCCUCAACUAGAUUCAGAAAGGAACGGGAUGUGCGAGGAGACAAUUCUAGCACACAUGCGAGAAUCGGAGAUUACAGUUUUAAUGUCAGUACCUCCGAAGUGGUGGUUGUUUUAAGAGGUACGGGAGAUAAGGUACGGUGGCCUAAGGAAAUGAGGUCAGACCCGAGCAAAAGAAAUCCAGAUUAUUGGUGUGAAUUUCACAACGAUCACGGCCAUAGAAAAGCUAAUUGCAAGUUACUACAAGGAGAGGUCAAGCAUUUGUUAAGGCAAGGUUAUCUAACUGACCUGUUCAUCGAGAAAGGUAGGCAAUCAUAUAUGAAGAAUAGGCAAGAACCUCCAAAAUCCCCGUCUCCAAAAAGAACAGUUAACGUAAUAACCGGGAGAGACGAGGUCAAUGGUGUGACUUAUACAGUAGCAAAGAAGAUGUCGAAAGUCAUAGUCACUCAUGGGAAGCGAAUACGUCAAACCUUGGAAGGAGACAGUAUAACAUUUGAUGAUGAAGAUACGGACGGCUUGAUGAUUCCUCACAAUGACGCACUGGUAAUAUCUUUACUUGUACACGAUACUAACGUACAACGAGUUUUGAUUGACUCAGGUAGUUCCGCGAAUAUCAUUUUACUAAGAGUGGUGGAUGAGAUGCAAGCUAACUACAAGAUGAUACCAAAGGCACUGACUUUAUCUGGGUUUAAUAAUUCAAGUGUUAUCACGAAAGGAGAAGUAGUGUUGGCUAUGUUUAUAGAAGGGCUUAUCAAAGAUACAAAGUUUCAGGUGAUAGAUGCAUAUAUGGCCUAUAAUAUAAUCUUGGGGAGACCAUGGAUUCACGAUAUGGAUGUUGUACCAUCCACAUUGCAUCAAGUUAUCAAAUUUCCUUCACAGUAG